Molecule: messenger RNA, 1790 nt
Organism: Nothobranchius furzeri (turquoise killifish)
Lineage: Eukaryota; Metazoa; Chordata; Actinopteri; Cyprinodontiformes; Nothobranchiidae
Gene: sike1
Product: suppressor of IKBKE 1
Source: RefSeq, a predicted model, not a curated record
UGAUACGUUUGACGGCAAGAUACUUGUUUACGGUACAAUCCCGGAAGUGACGCUAUAUUUUUUCCUCUCGAAUACGAAGUUGCCAACAAAAAGAGGGAUUUCUUUUGUUAUACAUUGUCCUGGUUUAAUUAGUCAUCUGUCUCUUGAGAAAUGAUCUAGGAGGGUCCGCUGAGAUAUGAAUAUUUGUUUGUAAAACAUUUUUGUGCGUUUGAACAGCAUAGCCAGCGUAAGCUACAGUACGGGCAAAUUUUCGCCUGAUCAAACUGGUAUUUGGAAGCUUUAGUUUACAAAUACGACUAGUCACUUAAUAGCUAAUGGCCUGUACUUUUGAAAAAGUGUUGGGGGAUGCUAGGACCCUCCUGGAAAGGCUGAAAGAGCACGAUACGGCUGCUGAGGGACUGAUCGAGCAAUCCGGGGCCCUCAGCCAGAGAGUGCAGGGCAUGAGGGAGGUGGGCAAUGCUCUUCCAGACAAGCACACAGAAGACAGCUCAGAGAUUCGGGAACUCACAAAAUACAAGCCUCACAUCCUUCUGACUCAAGAAAACACUCAAAUCAAGGAAUUGCAGCAAGAGAAUAAAGAACUAUGGCUGUCCCUUGAAGAGCACCAGUACACACUAGAACUGAUCAUGGGUCGAUAUCGCAAGCAGAUGCUCCAGCUGAUGAUGGCAAAAAAGGAGCUGGACACGAAACCAGUGCUCAGACUACACCAAGACUACGUCAAAGAAGUGCAAAGCCAGGUGGAACGGAUAUGUGAGAUGGGCCAAGUGAUGAGGAGAGCCAUGCAGGUGGACGAUCAGCACUUCUGCUCUGUUCAAGAGAGGCUUGCUCAACUGGAGAUUGAGAACAAGGAGCUUCGGGACCUUCUGGCCAUCAGCCAGGCAUCUGUGAAGAUGGGAAAUGAAGAGAGCCACCAGCCAUCAACACCAGCAGCAGCAGUGCCCUCAGGCAGUGACCAAUGAGUGACCCGAGCAGCUGCAGUCUGAACUGAUCAGGUGGAACAACCAACCAAACAGGAAGAGCUUUUUCAUUUUUAAGCACAACCUAGAUUGCAGAAUAAUGUUUGUAAAAGUAAUUUAAAUUCAACAUUAAAGCCAUCAGAAGCAUUUAACUACCAGUGGGUAUAUCAUUAUGAUAGAUAUCUUUAUGUACAGUAGUUGUGUUUUCACUGCAGCAAUGUUGGGAGUGAAUUCCUCAUAAACGAACGGAGUUUGACUGAGGUGCUUUGGGUUUCACUGGUUUAUUUUAUAUUUAUCUAAAUGCUGAAGUGAAGCUGAGGGAGAUUUAUUUUUGUUUAGAAUGGAGAAAGGAUGAGUUUAAUCUUUUAAGAACAUAAAAAAGUAAAAUGCCCAAAAAGUAAAAUGCCUCUGUUUUAAACGCUAACUUGUACACCACGUGUGAUGUUGUGUUCAUCGCCAAGAAAAUGACUAUUGGCUGUUUCACAAAACAAAAUGCCUGCGCUGGAAUGACAGUGGGCAGUUUUUUAAAGAGAUUGUAAAUUUAUAAAUGUACAUUUUGUCUGCCAUAGUUGAUUGUUAUGCUUACAACAUGAUAAAUACCAGUUUUUACUCUGAAUUUUUAGAUUGGAUUGCAGAGUAAAUGUGUAAUAGUUGACUGCACAUCUUUCUCACGGUAACAUUUUGUAAGCAUUACUUUUUUGAGUGUUAUGUACUUGUGCACUGUUAUUUUGUCAUGAACUGUAAAUGUCAUCUCAGGAAAUUACUGUUGGUUAAGUGAACAUGUUUAUGGAAGUGUAAUUAUUUGUGUAAAAUAAAACUCGUUCUGAAAACUAA